Messenger RNA from Candida tropicalis MYA-3404, 2643 nucleotides. RefSeq lists its product as uncharacterized. NCBI's taxonomy places the organism in Eukaryota, Fungi, Ascomycota, Pichiomycetes, Serinales, Debaryomycetaceae. Gene Ontology annotation, molecular function: ubiquitin binding. The coding region runs from base 1 to 2643 and encodes 880 amino acids. The transcript has a single exon. The record is from RefSeq and is a predicted model, not a curated record.
AUGUCAUUGUAUUUUGAUAAUAUAAUUGCCAAUGCGGAGACUCUACCAUUGCCUAAACCAAUCACGGUUUCUCAACUGGCCAAUCUACUGAAGAAUCAAAAGAAGAAAAGAAGAAAGAAAGAAAAGUUAUUAUUUUGUUAUCCACUUGAUAAACUUACAGAUUAUUCAUCAACUAGAUCACCACAUAAUCAAAGAAUUUUUAAAGAAAAUGAAAUUCCACAAAUUUUGAAAUUACGCGAUACUGAUCCUGAAAUUUAUCGUUGUUAUUAUUAUCAUCGAGAUUUAAAUCUUCUUGGUAAUUAUAAAUUGAAUGAUUCUUUAAUAAUUGAAAAUAGAUUGAUGGCAAGUCAUAUUUUGAAAGCAUUACAAAGUUUAGAUACCAUGAAAUUAUUUACUAUGGGUAAAAAAAAAUUUAAAACUGACGAGUCAUUGGUUUGUUAUCUUAGUGGGAUGUUGAAUCAAAAUUGUUCAGAAACUUUGAAGAUGUUGGAAACUCGUACUCCUGCUGAAUUAUUACAAUAUGUACCCAUUGAUAUUGAUGCCCCCAGUGAAGAAGAAGCACAACGAUUAGCACGUACAAUGGAUCUUGAAGAAACUAGACGAUUGGCAUUAUUACUGAUUACUAAAGCAGUUAGAUAUGAUGAUUGUUGGAAAUCCAUGUUUUGGGCUAUUCUGUGUACUACUCCAUUGACAGGAAAUAUUUCUAGAAAUACAAGAGUUAAAUAUUUAAAAAAUGAAGAAGAACCUAAAGUUGAAAUUGAAGAAGAUGAAGAUGCGAAAUUUAAUAGAAUUAUGGCAGAGUUACAUGAAGAUAUGGCAAAAUUGAAUAUUAAAACAUCAGAAAACCGACAGUAUACAAACAAGACCAAACAAAACAAGUCAACAAAUACUAAAAGUUUUUCUUUGUCGAGUAAUGAACCACUAGAUUCAUCAUCAAAGACAACAAGUUUUGAAUUUUUCCAACCACAACAGUUUACGAUGUAUAAAUUAAAGCAUCCCCUAUUUAUGCCUAUAUCCGAAGAGUUCUUACUGGAUUCUUCUGAUGAUGAGUUAAUUUUUGGUGAGAAUUACAACUCAGAAUCCGACUCGAAUUGUUCAGAAUCUGAAGUUGAACAAGAACCAAGUGAUUCAUAUUCUUAUUCACAAAAUCAAUUUGAACUUUUGACCAAUAGUUCGAUAGAGAAUAGUAGUAAUAAUAAUUCAGCACAAGAUGAUCUAGUAGCAUCGUCAUCUUCAUCAAAUGGACAAGAUAUCGGAAUUGUUGAUGACAUAGGUAUGACAGAACAAGAAUAUUCUGAAUUUGUUUAUGAUGAGUUAGAUGAAGAUCCAAAUUUUAUUGAUUUGGUAGAGACACUUGCUGAUUUAUUCCCUACUUAUGCUAAAACAGAUUUAAAAUUCCGAUUGAAAUUUGCUGAUAGUGUUGAAGAAUUGAUUGAAGAGUUGUUUAUUGAGACAGAAUCUCGGGAUUUACUUGAAGAAGAAGAAAAGUUAGCGGCGAAUCAACAAAGACAAGUAGAACCGGUGUAUGAUGAUAAAGUAUAUCAACUACGUGAAAUGUUUCCAAAUAUUGAUAAUGCAACCAUUGAUAGGAAAUUACGAGAGAAUAAUAAUAGUUUGGAAGAUACAACUAUGGCAUUAUUAUCAUUACCAACUACAGAAUUUCUGUCAGUUAGUUCACAAAAUAAAUUCACAGUCAGUGAAUGGAAUAAAGUUUCUGGAUUGGUUAUUAAAAUCACCAAAUUUCUUGGUAUUAAUGAAGAUACAUUUGUACUUGAUAAUAGUGAUAUUGCCCAUUUUGUGAGGAAAAGCGGGUGUAAUUAUUAUGAUGCCCUUGUGGGGAUUUUAAUGAAUUGCCGACCACUGGUUUUACAAACGGUCCGUAAACAACAAGUUGGUGGUCGUGUACAACGAGGAGGUAAAAAAGGAGGACGUUCAUCAGUUAAAACAAUUACAAAAUUAGUCAAGAGUAAUUAUAGAUAUAAUCCAAUAUCUAAUGAAGCUAAAGAAUUAUGGGAAUUAGUUCCAAGUAAUGAACAACUAAAAUCAAUCAACAAGACAUUAUUGAUUAAUGCGUUAGAGUUUUUCCAAGGGAAUGUAUAUAAAGUUAUUGAAUUGGUAUCAGAAUUAUCAAGUAAUCAAACUCCACAACAUACAAUCAAUACGGCUACCCAAAGAUUAGAACAUCCGGUAAUUAAAUUUGUACCUAAAGUUGAAAAUGAUCCGUAUGCUCUUAUAAAGAAGAAAUUUUCCAGUUAUGCAGAUACAAGAUCAUCAAGAGCAAGAGCAAAAGCAAGAUCGGGUGUUCCAGAUAUUUCUGAACAAAAUAGAUUUUAUCAAUAUAUUGAAUCGGGACAUGUUGAUUUGCAUAGAUUUAGAUUAACAGAAGCUAUGAAAUUGACUAAAUUAGUAUUACAACAUUGGUGGGAAGAAGAAGAGAAAAAUCGUGAAUUGGAUGGGAAAAUUGAUAGAUUUGGAGAUAAAGCAUCUAUUGGACCGGUUAGAAUUAUCACAGGGCGUGGUAUUCAUUCAGCGAAUGGUGUUUCUAUAUUGAAAAGAUAUGUGAAAGAAUAUUUGGUUAAUAAUAGGUAUGUGUUUAAUGAAGAAAUCGGCAGUUUUGAAGUUAUAGGGAAAAAAAGACGUUAA